This is a messenger RNA of Effrenium voratum, 588 nucleotides long. The record is from the annotation of a GenBank genome assembly. Lineage: Eukaryota; Dinophyceae; Suessiales; Symbiodiniaceae.
AUGCCAAGGAGGUUGCGGGCCACUUCCGCCAUGUCACCCCCUCGCACGGAGAUCUGGACGACCACGGCUUCUCGAACUUCCCGUGUGGGCUGGGUGCCGACCCAAGGGGGUGGCAGCUUCUGCUGGAAUCCGUGGCCUUUUUCCGGCGCUUCGCUUGUGGCAGGCGACGGCUUUGGCGAUACCUUCAUGAAGACCAAGGCGGAACUGGAGCAGCUGAAGCGCACCACGUCGACAAAUAAGGCGUACUUGCCCAUUGUGAAGAUGAUGCGCCAGGCCCCCGAGGACACGCAGCGGAUGCGCACGAGUCUCUACCCAGACCUGACGCACAGAUCUAGGGCGCGACAGCUGCUAAGGCGCUGGGAAUCGCUGCCCAGCCUACCGAAGCAGCUCGGCGAGGAGGACAUGCGCGCCCUGGAGGUGUCAGUUUGCCCCUUGAACAUUGGCAAGCAGCGCGGCGCCAAGGUGGUGCGCGAGGAGAGCCCGGGCAAGGAGUUUCCCUUCAUUCCAUGCAGUUGCUGUGAGCGCGAGUCCCCAAUCAAGAAACUCCGGGAGAAAGCGGGCAUGGCCUGCAGCUGCUCCAGGAACUAG